This is a messenger RNA of Rhagoletis zephyria (snowberry fruit fly), 627 nucleotides long. The record is from RefSeq and is a predicted model, not a curated record. NCBI's taxonomy places the organism in Eukaryota, Metazoa, Arthropoda, Insecta, Diptera, Tephritidae.
AUGUCAGAGCUAGCAGCUGAACCCCUGGUGACGGAAGAGACCGAGGUGAGGGAGUACACCCUGUCCGAUGGGAGUCGCGUUAUCAAGACCAUCGUCACUACUCGCACCAAGCCUCCGCCAAAGCCUAAAGCUGAGGUGAUCACCGACCUGAGCCAGGCGUCGCCCUUUGAGCGAAACAUGCUUGAAGCUCACAACGCGAUUCGGGCGCUGCACGGCACACCGCCGCUGAAGCUUUCCAGAGAGAUGUGCAACUUUUGCCAGGAGUGGGCGAAUGUGAUUGCCAAGGAGGGCAAACUACGCUCACGCCCGCGAGAGCAGCGUUUGACGUACGGCGAGAAUCUGUUCACGAAGCGCAGCGGCAGCAUGAAGAUCACCGGCGAGGAGGUGGUCAAGGACUGGUGCUCCGGGGCCAAGUACUACAAGUGGUACGGCGGAGAGCCGCCGGGCGGGUCCGACCGAAACAGCGGCAACUUCAGCCAGGUCGUCUGGCGAAGCUCGGAACGACUGGGCGUCGGCAUUGCCACCGUGGGCAACUGCUUCUUCGUGGUGUGCGACUACGAUCCGGGCGGCAAUGUGCGCGACAGCUACAAGGACAAUGUCCUGCCUAGAGAAGAUAACUCUCGCUAA